Phaeodactylum tricornutum CCAP 1055/1 is the source of this 637-nucleotide messenger RNA. RefSeq names its product histone H3 isoform 1c (gene H3-1c). Gene Ontology annotation, molecular function: DNA binding; protein heterodimerization activity; structural constituent of chromatin. The transcript has 2 exons. The record is from RefSeq and is a predicted model, not a curated record. Bases 86 to 496 code for a protein of 136 amino acids. Gene Ontology annotation, cellular component: nucleosome. NCBI's taxonomy places the organism in Eukaryota, Bacillariophyta, Bacillariophyceae, Surirellales, Neidiaceae.
UGUUGGUUGUAGAGAGACGUAGGUAUUGACUGUAAAUUGUAAGUCAUCGUUGAUCGGAUCAACUACCUAUCUCUCGCACUCGGAAAUGGCUCGCACCAAGCAAACCGCUCGUAAGAGUACCGGUGGCAAGGCCCCACGCAAACAACUCGCCACCAAGGCCGCCCGCAAAUCCGCACCCGCCACCGGAGGCGUCAAGAAGCCCCAUCGUUAUCGCCCGGGUACCGUCGCCUUGCGAGAAAUUCGUCGUUACCAGAAGUCGACGGAUCUGCUCAUUCGUAAAUUGCCCUUUCAGCGUCUCGUUCGUGAAAUUGCCCAGGAUUUCAAGUCCGAUUUGCGUUUCCAGGGUUCGGCUGUGUUGGCCCUCCAGGAAGCCGCUGAAGCCUACCUUGUCGGUUUAUUCGAAGACACUAACUUGUGCGCGAUUCACGCUAAGCGUGUGACGAUCAUGCCCAAGGACAUUCAGUUGGCUCGCCGUAUUCGUGGAGAACGUUCGUAGGAAGAAUUGUUCGGGGCAACGAGUGAUCAUGCAUCAAGUAUAUAUGAAAUGCGUGCAGGUUGGGAAUAUCGCUUUGGAUUAUGAACUAACUGCAAGCCGUAGGUAAGGAAGUCCAUUUAAGAUUAUUGAUUUGUAUUCUGG